GGUGCUCAGUCUCUAUCUAUCUCUCGAAAAUAAAUAUUAAGAAAAUUUUUAAGAAGGGUUAGAUGAUAGGAAAGUCAAAGACAGUCACUUCAACAACCUUCCAGGCAGAUAAAAGACAAGGAAGGAGAUGUUCACAAAUGACUAGGCCAUAGGAAGCAGAAAUUAUGACUGGUUAAAGGCUUUGCUUUUGAGGUGGAAAUGCAAUUGAACAGUAAAAUAUAAGUAUAAUUUGGAUGAAGAAGAAGGAAGAGAAAGCUAUUCGAGACUAGGGAGACCAUGUCCAUGAAAAGCACAGGAGGAUCAAACUAUCCAGUGCAAUCAUGUAAGUAAUGUCAAUAGUAAGUAAUCUCAUAGAAAUGAAAUCCAGGUUGUAAGGACGACCUUAAGAAAAAGGAAAUAGACCAGACAGUAGAGAGAUUUAAACAACAGGCUCUCACUUCUGUUAGUUAUGAAUAAGCAAAAUGUUACAUAUUGGUAUCCUGUAAUUGUGGGGGUCAGAAUUCGCGUGCUUUUUUCUCCCCAACUCCUCACCCAGUAUCCUGCCCCCGUUCCAGAAAUAGACAUAUUAAUGAAUCAAUCUCAUUCUCGUUCUGUUAAUAGAACUGCCUUUAAAUCAUACAGGAUACUAUUCACACUUUAUUCAGGGUGGAGUCUAAUUUUUUCUCUACAUUUUCCUUCAGGAAAUAAUCAUGUGUGCCCAAAAGACUGGCUACUGAACCAAGGGAAAUGCUACAGGUUUUCAAUGCCUUCCAAAACUUGGAAUGAGAGUCAACAUGAUUGUGCAUACCUACAGGCACAUUUACCGGUGAUCCAAAGUUUGAAAGAGCUGGAGUUCAUACAGAAGAGUUUAAAACCUGGAAAUCCUGCUUGGAUUGGACUAUAUAUUGCAUCCCCAGGAAAACAAUGGAUGUGGAUAAAUAAACACCUUUUUGUGGAAGAAAACAAUUUUCUCAUGAUUGGACCAAUGGAUCACACAAGCUGUGCUGUCGCAACAAGAAAUCAGGUGUAUUCUGAAGACUGUAACUCCAACUUUAAUGGCAUUUGCCAAAGAGACGCUGUCUGAACAACAAAAACAAAUCUAUGCAUUUAAACAAAGAUUUGAAGCAAAUGCAUAUGGAUAAUAGUGCCUAUCUUUUUUUUUUUUUUAGCGGAAUGCAAAUUUGUUUCCUUUCUAUACUAUUAAAAAACAAAAUUCGACUGAGGAAAUUUAAAGAUAUAAUUGGCAUUAUUCAAUGAUUCGUGAACUAGGUAGCAUCCCACCAAGCAAGUAAAAAAAGAGCUCCAAUGAGCUACAGAGAAGGAAAGGUUUUUUAAAGGCAGACAGGGGUGACAGAAGGAAAUCAGAAACAAUAAAAAGAUUAUUUGGGGCAAGGUCACCUUUCUUUGGGGCAUGAAAAUGGGCCAUCAGGUGGAUUGCCUUAUUAGGGUUGACCAGAACAUUCUUGACUGACCAGUUAAGAUUGUAUUCUUGGGGAGAUCAAAACUGCAGUUAGAUUAGGUAUUAAGUUUUGGUUUCAUGACAGGUGCUUAGCAUGAAUGACUCCAUUUUGGGCCUGUUGUCUCUAUUUUCACAGUACAAACAUAAAAUUUUCAAAUAUUCCAUAUAGAAAUAAACUUCAAAAUAAGGAAAUAUAACUUAUUUUUAAACAAGAAAACACUCUUUCCUAUUGUUUCAAUGUCUAAAAAGAUAAUUAAAUUUCAACUUGUAAUCCUGCCUUAUUCGUUGUCUGUGCCCUAUUGGGUUUGAAAUCCUGAGCAUUUGGUGAAGAAACAGCCUAAGCAGACAGAUAUACCGUUUUUUUCCUUCAUGGUGGGCCUUUUCCCCAAGAUUGUUUUUCAAUUUUUAUCAAAAAGAAAACAAACUUUCAGCUGGUGAUAAAGUACUCAGAUGUUGUAAGCAUGAGAUGUCUAUUUGAGGUAAUACACAAUCUUGUUUUCAACGUGAUUCCACAAUUUAUUUUCCUUUAAUCAAAUUUACAUUAAACUUAUUAUGCUAUGAA
Leopardus geoffroyi (Geoffroy's cat) is the source of this 2000-nucleotide messenger RNA. It is a transcript of the gene KLRF2, whose product is annotated as killer cell lectin like receptor F2. The transcript is spliced from 3 exons. Bases 449 to 1063 code for a protein of 204 amino acids. The record is from RefSeq and is a predicted model, not a curated record. Lineage: Eukaryota; Metazoa; Chordata; Mammalia; Carnivora; Felidae.